Molecule: messenger RNA, 876 nt
Organism: Talpa occidentalis (Iberian mole)
Lineage: Eukaryota; Metazoa; Chordata; Mammalia; Eulipotyphla; Talpidae
Gene: TMEM158
Product: transmembrane protein 158
Molecular function (GO): peptide binding
Source: RefSeq, a predicted model, not a curated record
AUGCUGCCCCUGCUCGCCGCGCUGCUGGCCGCCGCCUGCCCGCUGCCGCCGGCCCGCGGCGGGGCCGCGGACGCGCCGGACCUCCUCGGGGUGCCUCCCAACGCCUCCGCCAACGCGUCGUCCGCGGGCGAGCCCGCCGCCCCGCGGCUGCUGGCCUCGGCGGCGCCGGGGAGCCCCGAGCGCCCGGGCCCGGAGGAGGCGGCCGCGCCGUGCAACAUCAGCGUGCAGCGGCAGAUGCUGAGCUCGCUGCUCGUGCGCUGGGGCCCGCGGGGCUUCCAGUGCGACCUGCUGCUCUUCUCCACCAACGCGCACGGCCGCGCCUUCUUCGCCGCCGCCUUCCACCGCGUCGGGCCGCCGCUGCUCAUCGAGCACCUGGGGCUGGCGGCGGGCGGCGCGCAGCAGGACCUGCGCCUCUGCGUGGGCUGCGGCUGGGUGCGCGGCCGCCGCCCCGGGCGCCUCCGGCCCGCCGCCGCCGCCAACGGGGCGCCCACCGCGCUGCCCGCCUACCCCGGGGCCGAGCCGCCCGGGCCGCUGUGGCUGCAGGGCGAGCCGCUGCACUUCUGCUGCCUGGACUUCAGCCUGGAGGAGCUGCAGGGAGAGCCGGGCUGGCGGCUGAACCGCAAGCCCAUCGAGUCCACGCUGGUGGCCUGCUUCAUGACCCUGGUCAUCGUCGUGUGGAGCGUGGCCGCCCUCAUCUGGCCGGUGCCCAUCAUCGCGGGCUUCCUGCCCAACGGCAUGGAGCAGCGCCGGACCACCGGCAGCGCCGCCGCCAACGCGCCCGCCGCCGUGCCCGCGGGCACCACCGCCGCAGCCGCGGCCGCAGCCGCCGCCGCAGCCGCCGCCGCGGCCGUCACCUCGGGGGCGGCGGCCAAGUGA